Molecule: messenger RNA, 2688 nt
Organism: Falco peregrinus (peregrine falcon)
Lineage: Eukaryota; Metazoa; Chordata; Aves; Falconiformes; Falconidae
Gene: MAPKAPK2
Product: MAPK activated protein kinase 2
Exons: 10
Coding region: 155-1327 (390 amino acids)
Biological process (GO): protein autophosphorylation; toll-like receptor signaling pathway; cellular response to vascular endothelial growth factor stimulus
Cellular component (GO): cytoplasm; nucleus
Molecular function (GO): calcium-dependent protein serine/threonine kinase activity; calcium/calmodulin-dependent protein kinase activity; calmodulin binding
Source: RefSeq, a predicted model, not a curated record
GGGCCGGGGCGCACCGGCGGGGGGCGGUGGCGGCGGCGCUGCUUCACCCCCCCCCACCCCCCCCCCAGCCCCAUCCCGCUCCCCCCGGGCCCCCCCGGGCCCCCCCAGCCGCCAGCCCCGGCGCCCGCCCGGCGCGGCCCGCCCGCCGCCCGCCAUGCUCCCCGGGGCACCGCCGCCGCCCGCCGGCUUCCCCAGCCCGCCGCCGCCCCAGCCGCCGCCGCCGCCGCCCGCCGCCCCCCCGCCCGCGCCGCCGCCGCCGUUCCCGGGGAAGGGCGGCCUGCAGAUCCGGAAGAAUGCCAUCACGGACGACUACAAGGUCACCACGCAAGUGCUGGGCUUGGGCAUCAACGGGAAAGUUUUGGAGAUCUUCAGUAAGAAGAGCGGGGAGAAGUUCGCUCUCAAGAUGCUGCAGGACUGCCCGAAGGCCCGCAGGGAAGUGGAGCUGCACUGGAGAGCGUCGCAGUGCGCGCACAUCGUCCGCAUCAUGGACGUCUACGAGAACCUCUACCAAGGGAGGAAGUGUCUGCUCAUCGUCAUGGAGUGCCUGGACGGCGGGGAGCUCUUCAGCCGAAUUCAAGACAGGGGAGACCAGGCCUUCACGGAACGGGAGGCUUCAGAGAUAAUGAAGAGCAUUGGGGAAGCCAUUCAGUACCUGCACUCGAUCAACAUUGCGCACCGGGAUGUGAAGCCGGAAAACCUCUUGUACACCUCCAAAAGGCCCAAUGCUGUGCUAAAACUCACGGACUUUGGCUUUGCUAAAGAAACCACCACGCACAACUCUUUGGCCACUCCGUGUUACACGCCAUACUAUGUGGCCCCGGAGGUGCUGGGCCCGGAGAAGUACGACAAGUCCUGUGACAUGUGGUCCCUCGGUGUCAUCAUGUACAUUCUGCUGUGUGGGUACCCCCCUUUCUACUCCAACCACGGCCUGGCCAUCUCACCUGGCAUGAAGAAGCGAAUCCGAAUGGGCCAGUACGAGUUUCCCAAUCCAGAAUGGUCCGAAGUAUCGGAGGAAGUUAAGCAGCUGAUACGCAACCUGCUGAAGACUGACCCGACCCAGCGUAUGACGAUAACGGAGUUCAUGAACCACCCCUGGAUCAUGCAAUCCAUGCAGGUGCCGCAGACCCCGCUGCACACCAGCCGCGUGCUGAAAGAGGAGAAGGAUCUGUGGGAGGACGUGAAGGAGGAGAUGACGAGCGCGCUGGCCACCAUGCGAGUGGACUAUGAACAAAUCAAGAUCAAGAAAAUCGAAGAUUCCUCGAACCCUUUGCUGAUGAAGAGGCGGAAGAAAGCAAACCCCACCGAGCCUGCCGCGCUCCCCCACUGAGGGUGCCCCGCGCCCGCCGGCCCUUGAGAAAGCAAUAACUAUAUAUAUAUUUUUUUUAAGAAAAAAGACAAAAAGAGACAGACUGUUAUAUCAAGCGCAUGGAAUUCAGACAUUUAUACCAGACUAGUUAUUUUUAGCUACUCACCUGUGUUUCUGACCUUGCUGGAGCAGGCGGUAAGAUUCCCCCGUCAGAUCCAUACGCUGCGGCCAGGGGUUUUGUCCUGUAGGUGAACGCCGCUGGUAAUUGGAUAAUUUUUUUUUCUUUCGUGAAAUGGUUUUGAUUUUUUUCUUUUUUCCUUCCUUCCAAAGACAUGGAAAUUCCUGUGGUGACCUUUUUAGGGUAUAUAACAUAUAAAUAUUUUUUAAAAACUACUGUAGAGCUGAAAGCCAGACAGUGUGUUCCUGGUGUGGAUGCUGGCUAAGGAUGGGCUUCGGGCUUGGGAAUGGGUUAGGGGUGGGGAAGGAGAGCUGCCUGCUCCCCCGUCCUGCUGUGUGUGGCAGGGCUGGCGUGGGGAAGCGGGGGGUCCCUGUGGCUGCCAUGCUGCUUUGCUGGCUGGAAAACUGCUGCUUUUAAAGCACGGUAGCCAAAAGCCAACCCCCCUCCCUCCCCAGCCUGGAAGCCUUGCCUCUACCGGGCGGCACGCAGGGCUCCCCGCCAGCACCGUCUGUGUCACUGUCUGUCUGUGCGUGGGGUGUGUGUCGUGUCCGUGGGCGAGCAGCUGCGUGUGGCCCCCAGCCCCCCGCCGUGGGCACCGCAGUCUGUACCUGUGCCUGGAAUCCAGUUCUGACCUCAGGGGUGGGCAGGGGGGGGGGGGCGGGGGAAACGGGGCGAGCAGGAGGCCAGUGCCCCCUGUUUUACCCCGCUGUGCAGGGACGUGGGGAGCAGAUGCUUCCCUGCCGCCUCUGCCCGCUCCCCCAGCCCUGGGGGAGAUGCUGUCCCCCUGGGGGAGAUGCUGUCCUGCGUGGAGCGGGGUGGAAAAGGCACGGGGCCGUAGCUCAAGCUGGGACAGCAGCACUGCCCCCCCCCCCCCCCCCGGGGCUGGGGGGCUGGCAAUGCUCCUCCACUCCUGGGAGCAGGACGGCUGCUCUGAAGUCUUUAGUCCAUGAAUUAUUAUUAUUAUUAUUAUUAUUUGUCACAACGUUUCACUGCGUUAAAUGUGUUUGAAUGGGGAAAAAAAAAUUUUAAGCAAUGUUUAGUUUUUAGGUGAUCUUUUAGACACUGUAUGGAAUUUUAAUUUGUUUUAAAAACCAAUUUUUAUCCCUUUUUUUUUUUUUUUUUUUUUAAAUUUUUGUCUGUUGGCUUAUACUAAUCUUCCUGGUCUGCUCUUCAGUCCCUUGGAUUAAAGACACUUAAUGCGUCA